AUAUUUUCAGAUAAUCCACGGAGGCGGUUUACAGUUGAAGAUGUGUUGCAGCAUCUUGAUGACUCGGAACUUGAAUUAUCAGAUUCUGAUGACUCUGGGGAUGAGACCUUUAACCCUUCUGCUGCUGAUAUGCUGGCUGAUGAAAAUGAGGAUGAAAUUGAAAGACUAGAUGAUAAUAAACAGCCAGGCACUUCUGUGAACAGUGGGAACAAAAGAGAAAAAAAGACACAGAUCAAGUGGCGGUCUCUUCGAGGUGCAUUUGAAAGCAGCUCAGAAUGGCAGGAAAAUUUGAAUUUGGGAGAUGGCCUAUUUUCACCAUCCUCAUAUUUUUUUUAAUUACUUUAACCCAGAAAUAUUUGAAACAUUUGCUGAACAAACAAACAUUUAUCAUCUACGCAAAACUGGUAAAACUCUAAAUACUUCAACAGCUGAAAUUCUGAAAUUUUUUGGUAUCACAAUAGUAAUGGCAAAUUUAGGUUUUCUCAGAAUAAGGAUGUACUGGCAAAAAGCCACUAGAGUAAAUUCAGUGGCAGAUGUUAUGCCUGUAAACCGCUAUUUACAGCUGCAAAACAGCAUUCAUAUCAAUGCUGAUCCUAAUCCAGAACAAAAAACUAAUAAAUUCUGGAAAGUUCAGCCUCUGAUAAACACAGUACGUUCUCGCUGUCUUAAGUUACCAAGAGAAGAAUACAACUGGAUUAGCAAAUGAUCCCUUUCACUGGUAGAGUACCUGCUAAACAGUACAUCAAAGGGAAGCCGAAUCCAGUAGGGGUAAAAAACUUUGUUGUCUGUGGUACCUCUGGUAGGGCCGUUGAUUUUGAACUAUAUCAGAGUGCAGGUACAGGUAUAUCAGAAGAGCACAAACACAUGGAACUUGGUGCUUCUGUUGUCCUAAGAUUGGCAUGAUCCUUAUUAGACAGCUGAAAAUGUUAGGGAUUCAGUCCCUUGGUGUCGUUAAAUCCAACAGAUUAAUGGGGUGUCCGUUAAAAUCUGAAAAAGAAAUGAAGAAGAAUGGACGCGGAUCAAGCAACUGCAAAGUUUCAGCAGAAGGUGACAUGUGUGGUCAGGUGGAUGGAUAAUGGAGCUGUCACUCUUACCUCCAGCUUUAUUGGGAUCGAAGAAAUGGGCACAGUAAGAAGGUGGAGUGAAAGCAAAAAGGAAUAUAUUCAAGUGAACAGACCCAAUUGUGUGAAAGUCUACAAUGAAAACAUGGUAGGGAGUGGCUUCCUGAUUGCUUUGUACAGGAUAAAGGCAAAAACUAAGAAGUGGCCUGUACGCAUGAUUUUUCAUUUCGUGGACUUUGCCCUUGUCAACUCAUGGCUUGAGUAUCAAGACAUCAAAAUACAAAAUGGUACUCCUAAAAGACAAACUUUGGAUCUUCUCAAUUUCAGAAAUGAGAUUGCUGCCACACUAGUGAAAGCCCACUUGACAACACCAAUUGCUUGCCGACCAGUUGGAAGGCCAAGAAUUACUACAACAGCACCUAUCACAGAUUCAGGUGAUUCGUCAACAUCAACAUCUUCUGUAGUUACACCUCCUCCAAAGCGAGCAAGACCGGCAGAAAGACCAGCUGUGGAGAUCCGCUAUGAUCUGUUCGAUCAUUUCCCUGUCUGCAUCAAGGAACUGGGUCAACGCUGCAAGUUUGAAGAUGCAAUGGUCGCAGCAGAGUCAAAUGCAUCAAAUGCAAUCUGUUUCUUUGUUGCACUGGAGACAAAAUUUCAAUUAUUUCACAUGAAAUAAUUCCUCGGUAAAAGACUGACAAACAUUUUGUACUUUUUUCGUAUUGAUUUGGUAAUGUUGUGAGGUAACUACAUAAUAUAAAUAUUAUUAAAUACUUUAAAUGAAAAGUUAAAAAAUAAGUUAUUGAUUUGUUCCAUCUUUUAAAGUACUUUUUUCAUUAUAAUUUCUUGGCUAUUAAACUAGAAAAGCAUUUACAAGCUAGAGUUGUAAAAAUUUUAAAAUGGACAAAAUUCACACUUUAAAAUAUAAGUCGGGGAAUUUUAUUAUACGAAGUGGCUGGCUACCCUGUAGUUGUCUCAUGAAACUUAUAUUGUUAGGCUGAAUUGUAUUGUUUAAAUGUUAUUUUUUUGUUUAUUUUUUAUUUUUAUUAAUAAUAUAUUUACAGUUUACCCGAAUGAAUUGGAAUAAAUUGAAUGAUCUUUUGUUGGUUUGCGUAGAUGUGCAGAAAACUUGAAUUUAAAAUAAAUUCCUUGUUUGUCUG
Hydra vulgaris (swiftwater hydra) is the source of this 2218-nucleotide messenger RNA. NCBI's taxonomy places the organism in Eukaryota, Metazoa, Cnidaria, Hydrozoa, Anthoathecata, Hydridae. The record is from RefSeq and is a predicted model, not a curated record.